CAAUAAAUAAAUAAGCAUACAUAUUAAAAUAAAACAUUUGUUGUGAAAUAAACGUGUACUCAACAUGUACAGAAACAGGGUGUCACAAUCCACGGCGAGUUUGGAAAAAGACUAUUUAAAAUUAAUUUAUAAUGCAGAGACUUUUCCUUGGCAAAUAACUCAUUUGCCUCUAUUGACGGAUGUACUUUAUUGUUUUCUCACGCGCUUCAAAGUGUCAGCCCUCUUUUAAUUUAAGUACCUUUCUUUCAAAAGCGAGUCAACUGAAGAAAUGGAAAACUCUCUUUAUGAAAUGAUUUGUAAGCAGUCAUCAUUGGGUCAGUGGGUUAAUGAACUGUCUAUUUACAACGCCACCUUCUGGUCAGCGGUAUUGUGCAGGUGUUUUUUUCUUUCUUUCUUUUUCAUCAAAGAUAUCGUCUGCCCAAAGAAAGAGCUUUAUUUGUUUUGUUUUUUCUUCCCUUUUUUUUCUUCCUCUCUUCCUGAAAGAAAAGUUGUUAGAAUAUUUUUUUGUUCCAUGAAUGGAACAUGUUUCUUCAGAGCAAGAGGAAUGAAGUGUGGAAUUAUCAGUAAUUUAUCAGAAAGUCCAGCAGAUAUCGAUGAGCAUUUAAGGAUUAUUUAUUGAGAAAUGAGGUGGGGAUUUUUGCAUCACCGUUAUGAUAGGUUCAACGUUUUUAUUGUCAUCAUAUGCAACUUGUUUUAUCUAAUCAGUGUAAGUCAUGCAUUAAGUAGUAUAGAAACUUUUGACGCCAUAGUUCCUCGCACUGUAUCUAGUCAUAGACGUCAUGAAAGACAAGUCAAUUUCCAAAGCACCUCUAGUGACAAAACACCAAUACCAACACCAAAAGUUACGAGAUUACCACGCAUUUCAUCUCUGGAGCUUGGAGAAAUUGUUGGUAAAGCUGUAGUUGAGAUAGACAAGAGGCUUAACUCUUUGGAACAGCGUAUAUUCAGAAAUGGUAUUGUGCUUGAUCCUGGUAGUCCAUCAUGGUUUGCAGCAGCAUCAGCAAAAACAAAAGUUGCUGCCAAAAACGUUUCCAGAAUGGCACUUGUGUCAGAAGAAGCAUCAAAGCUUUUACUUCAACAGUAUAAGUUGAGUAAAGAUCAAGUUCUUCAUGCCCUUCCAACCGUUGACAUAAGGGGAACAGCUCUGGAAAAAGACUGCCCAUUUAUGGUUGAUUUUCCUUGUCGUCCCAAAAAGUAUCGAGCUUAUAGUGGAUACUGCAACAACGUUCAGAAUCCUCGUUGGGGAAAUGCAAAUACUGGGUACAUUCGUUAUCUUGCCCCUGAUUAUUCAAAUAAUGUGAAUAAUCCACGAGAAUCAAUUUCCAGACAAGCUCUUCCCAGCGCUCUUGAAGUGAGUCGUUUAGUGCACUCAGAUUCCGAGAGACCCCAUCCUCAUUUAACAGUUUUCCUGGCCAUUUUUGCCGAAUUCAUUUUUCACGACAUUUUUCACACAUCACAAAGUGCAGGUUACCGAGGACACCGAUUGCGAUGUUGCGACGUACCAUCAGAAUUUCUACAUCCAGAAUGCUUUCCUAUCAUAGAUAACAAAUCCACAAGAAGGCCACAGUUAUGUGUCAAUUAUGUGAGAUCUUCAAAUGUGCCAAGAGCAGGAUGUACUCUAGGUACUCGGGAGCAAAUUAAUCAGGUGACUUCUUUUAUUGAUGGUUCAGUUAUUUAUGGUUCUUCAGAAGAAGAAGUCAAACGUCUAAAAGCGAAUCAAAAUGGGCUUUUAAAGAUUCAGGGUCAUUUACAGCUAUUGCCUCCAGACACAGCUAAUCCACAUGAUUGUAGAUCAACUUCAACUCGCAAGUGUUUUUUAGCUGGUGAUGUCCGUGUUAAUGAAAAUAUUGGAUUGAUGGUCAUGCACACUAUUUGGGUUCGGGAACAUAACAGAAUUGCUGGGAAACUGGCGGAACUUAAUGCACAAUGGACAGAUGAACAGCUUUUUGAAGAAACAAGAAAGAUUGUUGGAGCUGAGCUUCAGCACAUUACUUAUUCUGAAUUGCUCCCAGUCCUUCUUGGAAGACAAGUCCUCCGCCAAUUUGAUCUUGAAGGUCAGAAGGAAGCGACAUUCUACCAAGGUUACGACAUUAAUCUCAACCCUGGAACAUCUAAUGCCUUCGCUGCUGCUGUUGGUGCUUCAUUCUAUUCCAUGAUGCCAUCUCAUUUCUUUCGCUACGUUCAAUCAACUGGUACAAAUCGAGACAAGACAAAAGCGAAACACGACACUGUUGGUUCUAUGCAAAUUGGUGAAACCCACUUUUUUCCCGUGCCACUUUAUGUUGACGAGGCCUUUGAUCAAUUCUUGUUGGGCAUGGUAAACCAGAAAGCACAAUCCAUGGAUGAGUUCAUAACAAAGGAAAUGAAUAAUAAUCUUGUAGAGGAAACCGGAGGAGACAGAAAGAACGAUGAAAUGGAUUUAGCAGCUUGGAUCAUUCAGCAAGGUCGAGAUCAUGGCAUACCAGGUUAUAUAGAAUGGCGGAAAGCUUGUAGAUUAUCACCUUCUAUCCAAAACUUUACUACUCUUAGUCAGAUAAUGACAGCUGAAGCAGCUGAAAAUAUUGCGAAAGCAUACGCAGAUGUCCGUGAUGUUGAUUUAUUCACUGGAGGUUUAUCAGAAAAACCAAUCGUUGGUGGAGUGGUUGGACCGACAUUUGCCUGCAUUUUAAGCAGGCAAUUUCAACACUUGAAAAGGGCCGAUAGAUUUUGGUACGAAAAUGAUAUUCCACCUAACUCUUUCACUAAAGAUCAGCUUCAAGAAAUUCGAAAAACUAGCUUGGCUCGAAUUUUAUGUGAUAAUGCGGGAAAACUUGUCCGAUUACUCCAACCUUCUCCAAUGCUAAUGCCUGAUGAAUAUCUGAACGCCUAUCAAGAUUGCAACAACACUGCUCCAGCAUUGGAUUUAACGAAAUGGAAAACAAAAUCUCCAGGCUAUGAAGUUCCAAAAGAAACGCUUUUGACUUCUCUAAAAGAGGCCAUGAGGCAGGCUAUAAAAAGAAUUGCUGCUGAACAAGAAGUUUUCAGUAGAAAUAUAGGAGUGGCUCCUCAUACAAGUGCUGAAGCAGUACAUCACGUGUUUUUAAGACCAAAGAGACAGGCCAUGUUCAUCGCAAAUAAAUCUUUGGUGUUGGAAUUAGCUUCUCUUCAACUCAUACAUGACGUGCAAUUGAAAGAUCCCGAAAAAAAGCCAAGUGAUUUAGAAGUGGCUAAUAUGAUGCUGGCUUUAUCGUCACAAGAUGUGGAAGAUUACAUUCAGCUUGGAAUUCGGGAGAAUUUGCCUGAGAAUCUAGAGGGCCGAUGCCGAUUUGAAGAGGAGCAUUCGUCUUUGCCUUGUGAUCACACCACACCUUUCAGAUCAGCUUCUGGAUGGUGUAACAACAUUCAAAAUCCACAAUGGGGAAAGUCUCUGGUCACCUUCCAACGUCUGUUGCCUCCACGAUAUCAUGAUGGUAUAAGUGCUCCGCGUUCAGUUGGAGCAUCUGGAAGAGAUCUACCAUCUCCUCGGCUUGUGUCUACUAUAGUUCAUUACGCCAUAGCUGCACCGCAUGCAAGAUAUACUUUGGCUCUAAUGCAAUGGGGACAAUUUGUAGACCACGAUUUAACCUUAACCCCUAUGCAUGAAGCACUCGGUCGACGUCCCCUGGACUGCAAAUCAUGUGAUUCGGCUAAAACAGUUCAUCCUGAAUGCUGGCCAAUUCCCAUUCCCCCAGAUGAUCCAUUCUUUCCAUCAGUGCACAAGAAUUCUUCAAAAAAUUGCAUCUCUUUUGCAAGAUCUCUGGCUGGACAACUGACCCUUGGUCGCCGUGAACAGAUGAACCAAUUAACAUCCUACUUAGAUGCCUCUAACAUGUAUGGGUCGGAUGCAUGUGAAGCAAGAAUGUUGAGAACAUCACAAGGUGGACGACUCAAUUCCACCAAACACCCCUUUGGUGGCAAAGAUUUAUUACCGUUGGAUGUGACUAAUGUGGAAUGCAGAGCUCCAUCUGGCGUUUGCUUUGAGUCCGGUGAUAUUAGGGCAAGUGAACAACCUGGAUUAACAUCAAUGCACACUAUAUGGAUGAGAGAACAUAACCGUAUAGCAGCGGAAUUGGAAAGAAUUAAUCCUCAUUGGAGGGACGAGACAAUAUAUCAACAGGCUCGACGCAUCGUUUCGGCCAUGUUGCAGCACAUUACUUUCACGGAAUUCGCACCACGAGUCUUGGGUGAGAAACUCAUGAAAGAAUCAGAAUUAUUCUCGAGUCCAUACAAGUAUGACCCAACAUGCGACGCAUCUAUAUUCAACGAGUUUGCUGCAGCUGCUUAUAGAUUUGGGCAUACCCUUCUGAAGCCAGCCUUUCCGAGAAUCGGAUCUAAAUAUGAAGGGAACUCUGGAAAGGUACCUUUGCAGUUGAGAACGGUAUUCUUCAACCCUGAACCCUUGUAUGAAAGAAAUGCUAUUGAUGAAAUUCUUCGAGGUCUUCUGAGCACUAGCGUGGAAGUUUUUGAUCAUUCCAUUACAUCCGAAGUCACGAAUCACUUGUUCGAAGACCGAAAAGUGCCAUUUUCAGGUAUGGACCUCGUGUCUCUCAAUCUUCAGAGAGGCAGAGAUCAUGGAUUACAAGGUUACAACGCAUACCGGGUGCUUUGUAAUAAAACUAGAGCAACAACUUUUGAAGAUUUAUUAGAAGACAUUCCUCAACACAUUGUUCAAAGACUGAAAAGCGUUUAUGAAAAUGUAGAUGACAUAGAUUUAUUCACUGGUGGAGUGUCAGAAACUCCGAUGUAUGGAGCUCUUGUGGGUCCAACAUUUGGAUGCAUCAUAUCAAUGCAGUUUAACAACUUAAAGAAAUGUGAUCGCUUUUGGUAUGAAACACAAGAUCCCUUUCUGAGGUUUACUGAUGAUCAGUUAGCUGAAAUCCGCCAAACUAAAAUAUCCAAAGUAAUUUGUGAUAAUGCUGAUUCCAUUGAUACAGUCCAGAUGAUGGGUUUUGAGCUUCCUGAUGACUUUUUAAAUCCAAGAAUGUCAUGCAAAAGUCUUCCAUCCAUAAAUUUAAGACUCUGGAAAGAAACAAACUCUUGUAAUUAUGAAGUCCAAUCAAAUGAUAUCGUCAGUAUUCCUACAGGUCACACGCAUCGAAUUUCUCCUUGUAUCACUUGUUCUUGUACUAAAGAAGGGAUGGUUUGCCAAUCUAUGAAGAUAUCAAAUUGUUUUCAACUUGCAUCUACAUACACAAGGGAACGAAUCCUUGAAGAUGAUGUUUGUAAAGUACAGUGUGCUUUUGCAUUUAGAACAUAUCCGCAAUUUGAAUCAAGUGUCAAUAACGUAUUAGGAUUCACCAUAAGCAAUAAUUAAUCUAAGUGAGACUAUGAUAGAUACAAAAGACGAAGAAAAAAAAAACAUAGUAAAUGUUGUGUUGUACAUUUUCACUGAUGUUAUAAAUAAAAUAUUUUCCUUUUUUUAUAA
This is a messenger RNA of Parasteatoda tepidariorum (common house spider), 5443 nucleotides long. RefSeq lists its product as uncharacterized. Gene Ontology annotation, molecular function: peroxidase activity; heme binding. The record is from RefSeq and is a predicted model, not a curated record. Gene Ontology annotation, biological process: response to oxidative stress. Lineage: Eukaryota; Metazoa; Arthropoda; Arachnida; Araneae; Theridiidae.